GCGAUGACAACGCCCACUCACCCCGAUUUUCUUGUUUAGCUUCACUUUUCGUUUAAAGUUGAAAGCGCUGGAGCAAGGAGAGAGCGCACCGCAGAAAUACAGCAAACGCGACGGGGAGGAAGUCUCUUAUCUUUGAAAUCGAAUUCUUUAACAACCAAAAAGCAUAGGUAAUAGGUUUCAUGGACUCGAAUUUGCAGACUUCACCUCCUGAUAGUUCUGAUGCAAAAGCAGCAUUUCGUAAGUUUUCUAAUGAUGCAUCUAACCGACAGUAUAGGCGCCGUUCUCCAAUCAGCAGGUCAUCUUCAUCUGAAGGAAAUUCUCCUCUGCGUGACCGCAGCGUUAGUCCUAUCUUGUCAAGGGAUGAUCUGGAAAAAGGUGCUGAUACUCGACCAGGAAGAGAUGGGAGAGAACUAGAUAGGGAUUCUAGUAGGAAUAAAUAUAGUAGAAAUAGUGAUUCCUAUAGAUAUUCUGAUCGACAGUCUUCCAGGAGUUCUCAUGGUUACUCCAGGCAUGAUAAUUAUGUCAGACAUGACAAGUUUGCAGAUGAAGGUUGUAAGUAUGAUAGGUUGUCCUCUCGUUCUGGUCGAGAAUCAAGAUUUAGCACUCACUCUGAUCAUCCAAGACAAGAAAGUGACAUUAGCAGGUCAAAAGACUAUUCACGAAACGCAGACAAAUAUUCUCGUGAUAGAUAUGAUGGUUCAGGGCAUAGGAGCAGGGAUAAGGAGAAAGAAUCACAAUCUCUAGAGCACCAGAAAUAUAAAGACAAGGAUUCAGCUUUUGACAGGGCUGGGUCUGGUAGGAGACAGGGUAGCUCUUUUUCUGAAGAGAUGGAUAGAGAUCGAAGAAGGAGGGGCAGAGAUAGUCGAGGGGAAAAAGGGGACUACCAUAGAAGCUCGGGAGAUAGAAAAGGUGAUUACACAGAAUCUUAUGAAGAAUCUAGGGGACACCGGAAUGACUUAUCUUCUGGUAGGGAGAGGGACAAUGAUAAAUAUCACCUUAAAGAAGGUUACAAGAGUGGACUGAAAGAAAUAGAUGGUCAAAAGCGUGCAAAGGAGAGAAUGAAACAUGAUGAAUGGGAAACUAAUAUGGAAAAAGACAGGUAUGGUGGAGUUUUGAAGGAGCAGUAUGAAGAGAAGUCUAUGUUUGAAGGUAAAAAUCAGGAAUCUCCAGCUAAAAAACUGAAACUCUUUAGCCCAAGCAAGGGCAAUGAGUAUGAUAAAGAUGCUGAUGAAAGACGGUCAAGUUUGGAGCAAGCUGAGGAGACUGGUGGAAGAGUGACCAUGGAACAGGCCCAUGGCAAUGAUGUUGACAUCACUAAUGACAUAAAUGCAGCAAAAGUUGCUGCAAUGAAAGCUGCUGAAUUAGUUAACAGGAACCUUAUCGGGGCAGGUCACAGUAAUAUGACUACUGAGCAAAAGAAGAAGUUGCUCUGGGGGAGCAAGAAAAGCACCCCUGCAGAAGAGUCUGGCCAUCGCUGGGAUACUGCACUAUUUGGUGACCGGGAGAGACAAGAGAAGUUCAAUAAACUCAUGAGUCUGAGGUUGCCUUGGUACCUAUGGCCAAUUGUAGGGUGUGAAAGGGGAGGUGAAGGUGGAGCAGAAACCAGAGAAUCAAGAUGGCAGUGGUCUCCUUCAAGCAGAGAAGCAGCGGGAACUCCAGCAGGAUUUGGAGAAACAGUACACCGCUGGGCUCCGACGAAGGGAUGGUCGCACUGUUGGAUUAGGUCUUUGAGAAGUAGAGUAGGAAAUUUCUGUAGCCCCGUGGGAAUGCUUUGUGACAUUGUGUUGUACUCUUGCGCAAGAACGCUUGCUCUUGACCAUUAUGGCAUUCUGAGGAAAAAUAUGCUUUGUUGGAUGUUUCAGGUCGCAGCAGAUGGCUCUACCCUUAGGCUUUCAGUAUACAAUAUAUAUAACUCUCUCUCUCUCUCUAAUCCUCUGGCAUAUUCAGCAUCAUUUUAAGGUAUCUCAUUGUUUAACAUA
Molecule: messenger RNA, 1979 nt
Organism: Theobroma umbraticum
Lineage: Eukaryota; Viridiplantae; Streptophyta; Magnoliopsida; Malvales; Malvaceae
Source: RefSeq, a predicted model, not a curated record